CCCUUCGACCCUUGACUCCCAGUUUCACAGCAAUCAUGGCUGAUUCUCUCACCGAGGAGCAAGUCUCCGAGUUCAAGGAGGCCUUCUCUCUGUUCGACAAGGACGGCGAUGGUCAAAUCACCACCAAGGAGUUGGGUACCGUUAUGCGCUCCCUGGGCCAGAACCCCAGCGAGUCUGAGCUGCAAGACAUGAUCAACGAAGUUGACGCCGACAACAAUGGCACCAUUGACUUCCCAGAGUUCCUCACCAUGAUGGCCCGCAAAAUGAAGGACACGGACUCCGAAGAGGAGAUCCGAGAAGCAUUCAAGGUCUUCGAUCGUGAUAACAACGGCUUCAUCUCGGCUGCCGAACUGCGCCACGUCAUGACCUCCAUCGGCGAGAAGUUGACCGACGACGAGGUUGACGAGAUGAUCCGGGAGGCUGACCAGGACGGUGAUGGACGUAUCGAUUACAACGAGUUCGUGCAGCUGAUGAUGCAGAAGUAGAGCUUGGAGCUUGGUACUUGGAUGAUUAUGCACAUCAUGACGGAGACACGGCUGAGAAUCAAAUGCAACAAGCAAGGGUGCGGUUUUGACUUGUUGGCGUAGCGGUUCGAUUACUUGCAAGUUUUUUACCAGCUCCCGUACCAACGUCUCUGGGAGACGCCUCUAUAUAUCCUCAAUCCAUUCCUCCCG
This is a messenger RNA of Cucurbitaria berberidis CBS 394.84, 674 nucleotides long. RefSeq names its product EF-hand protein. Gene Ontology annotation, biological process: spindle pole body organization. NCBI's taxonomy places the organism in Eukaryota, Fungi, Ascomycota, Dothideomycetes, Pleosporales, Cucurbitariaceae. Gene Ontology annotation, cellular component: central plaque of spindle pole body. Gene Ontology annotation, molecular function: calcium ion binding; enzyme regulator activity. The coding region runs from base 36 to 485 and encodes 149 amino acids. The transcript has 6 exons. The record is from RefSeq and is a predicted model, not a curated record.